Molecule: messenger RNA, 1913 nt
Organism: Lingula anatina
Lineage: Eukaryota; Metazoa; Brachiopoda; Lingulata; Lingulida; Lingulidae
Product: laminin subunit alpha-2
Biological process (GO): animal organ morphogenesis; regulation of cell adhesion; tissue development
Molecular function (GO): signaling receptor binding
Source: RefSeq, a predicted model, not a curated record
CCUGCUUCUGUUUUGGAAAGUCAAACAUUUGUGAACAAGCUCAGCUCACAUGGAACAUGACUGAAAUGCCUACAAGGAGUGUAAGAGUGCAACUUGAUGGUGUGUCAGUGACCACAAUUGAACCAGCCCUUCAUGUAAUCCCUCCAGAUGCAGAUGCCAUCUUUGUCACUUCACCUGAUGAGGAGCGCCCUCUAUACUGGAGUGCUCCCAGGAAGUUCCUGGGUGAUAAGACCUUGUCUUACUAUGGCAAGCUUAAGUUUGUGAUCUACUUUGAAGAUCAAGACUCCCUGAACACACUCCCUAUCCCCAUAGUGGACCAUUCUGAGUACAGAAGAUUCCCACUUGUUCGUAUUACUGGGAAUUUCCGUGUAGUCCUGGACUACUUUGCUCCAUUAACUCCUGGAGUGGAGAAUGAGUUUGAGAUUUUUCUGAGAGAGGACCAGUGGACAGACCCCCUCCAGCCCAGCAAGCCAGUCACCAGAGAGAUGUUAAUGGUGGGACUGCAGAAUUUACAGAGCAUCAAGAUACGAGCAUCAGGGAAUUCUAAUCUCAAAUAUGCUGAGAUCCGUGGGUUGAGUCUGCAGCAUGCCACCAAUGCCAGUGCAGGAGAGGCUGCUCUGGGUGUGGAGAGGUGCCAGUGUCCACCUGAGUAUGCAGGACAUUCUUGUCAGGAUCCAGCCCCUGGCUACUUUCGUUUCUUCCCAUCCAGUAACCUUGAGGAGCCUGAGCUUAUCAAGCUGUUAGGAAUCAGCAAGCCCUGUGAGUGUCAUGGCCACAGUGACAUGUGCAAUAAGGAGACUGGAGUCUGCUUGAACUGUGCUCACAACACAGCAGGUGACCACUGUAAUACUUGUGCUGAAGGUUACUAUGGAAAUGCCACAUCAGGGCGAGAGGAUGCCUGUCAACCAUGUGGAUGUCCCAGACUGGAACCACAGAAUAAUUUCAGUCCCACCUGUGUGACCAAUGCCACAGCCGAUGGAUAUGUGUGUAAUGCCUGUCCAAGGGGAUAUGAAGGAGAUCAUUGUGAACGAUGUUCUGACUAUUUCUAUGGUGAUCCUACCAAGCUGGGUGGGGAAUGUGUACCAUGUGACUGCAGUGAGGAUGGUUCAUUGGACAAUCUUUGUGACAGGGAGAGUGGCCAGUGUAUCUGUCACCCUGGGGUACUGGGCAGGGCCUGUGACCAGUGUCAGCCUAGAUAUGCUGUUGUUAAUGGAAGAUGUAAAUCAUGUGAUGUUGGCUGUACCAGAGACUUAAUGGUGGCAGUAGAUGAGAUGGAGGUGAUGGUCAGAGGGGUCAACACGUCCACCAUGGUGGUGAUUCCAUGGGAGAGAUUCUUUGCCAUGGAGAACAAGACCCAGGUUCUUAGGGGCAAAUUGGAUGCUAUAAGGAAAGUCAAAGUGGGAGAUAUGGAGGUCAUUGUUAAAGAGCUUCAGGCCAAUGCCACCAAGUUAUAUACUCAGACUUCCAGUAUGGCAAAUGAUGCAAUGGGUUAUAGCAUGGUGGCAUCAAACCUAAGCAAAACUGCAGAUGGUAUGGAGAAAGAGAUCAGAGAGAUAAUAACUUCAGCCAGAGAUCUCCUAGACAACCUCCCAGAUGUACAUCAGUUGUCUGGUAAUGUCAACCUGACCUCAGUAAUGAUAAGGGCCCAGGACAUAAUGAAGAUGAUCAGAGAGAGGGAUUUCAAACCUAAUAUUGAGAAUGCUGAUAAUGAGUUAGAAUUGGCCAAGGCACUCAAGUCCAGUAUAAGUGACCUCCAGUCCAAGCUGACCAAUGUGACUGAUGCUGCCAUUAGCAUCCAGGAGCUGGCUGACCGAUUGAAUGAUCUUAUCAGCCUUGCAGAGCAAUCAGCCAAGGAUUCUAGAGCAGCUCUGGAGCUUAACCAGAAAAAUGAUGAACUGAUUAAAAAACUGCAG